GGCUGGGAUCACACGUGUACGCCCACACACGCACACGCACAGGUAUUUAUGUGUGAUGUCGGUGGUACAGCAGCUUAUUGUACGCUCAGCCAAUGAGCAGGUGUGAGACAGCGUGAUCCACUUCACCUGACUGAAGCUGUCUAGAGGAUAACAGCGUGGCCUUGAAAUACACUUCUCACUGUCAGAAGAGUCUCCGCUGCCAACACACGCUCUGUGGUUUUUACUGUCUGAAGAGGAAAACUCAUCUGAAUCACUGCAAGCAAACAGCCACACAACAGCACAGAAGAAGAAUAAUGUCGGGCCUGCAGAAACUCCCCCUCACAGUGACCCUCUGCCUGCUGCUCCUCGCCACACUGUUACCCAGCUCUGAGGCCCGGCGUGGUUUUGGAGGUGGUGGCCGAGGUGGUGGAGGACUCUUUGGCCGUGGCCGGGGCUGGGGUGGUGGUGGUGGUGGUGGUGGCCAGGCCUAUAGACCCGUCCAGAGCAGCGGCCCCAGUGCGGGGAAGAUAGCCGGAGCAGCUGCAGCAGGGGCCGUAGGAGGAGCAAUGGUGGGGUCUGCCCUGAGCCGCCCUGGGUAUGGGUAUGGAGGGUUAGGAGGAUAUGGAAUGGGGUAUGGAGGAUAUGGAGGCGGGUAUGGAGGCUAUGGAGGGGGGUAUGGAGGUGGCUACGGCCCCCCACGUUACGGAGGUGGCUACGGGCCCAGGCCUGGCUAUGAGGCAGAGGGCUCUGGAGACAUGGAGUACUACACCGCAGCAUCCAGCGGCCCCAUCUACAACAGUAUCAUCGUUGUCAUCGGCUCCCUGGUGUCCUUGCUCAUGGGCCACUGGGUGGCAGUCAUGUAGAGACUGGAGUCAGAGCUGGAUACCUCCAAACAGACACAGGUCCAAACCCUGGCUAAAUAACCCGCAACCUGACAGGAAACAAAACUAUCUGCAGUUUAAAUUCAAAUGUGACCAAUAAUAUGACUCUUGAAUAAUGUAAAGCUGUUGCCAAUUCAUUUUCGCAGUGACAAAGGACUCAUUUAGCCUCUACAACAUGUGAGUGUGACCCCAUGUUUCAGUCUGCAGGUGUACUACCGGUGAACACAAACACUUCCUGUAGAUAUUUGUCAAGAGUUGUGACAUAAUUUGACUCAAUGAAUAACUAUUUGUUCUCCACACUGUUUAACGUGGCCAGUCUUUUUAUACUUUUGAUGAUUUCUUAUGUUUUCUGGCAGGCAGUCUGUUUAGAUAGACCAGGAAUAAAUUAGUUUAAUCAGGUUAACUCAGGGCCAGAGAUUAAGAGCAGCUAUACACUUCAUCAUCCCCAUAAUAAUAAUAAUAAUAAUAAUAAUAAUUUCAUCCUACACAGUUUUUCCAUUGUUUCACAUAUUGUCACAUUUCCGGUACAUUGCUUGUAUAUGUAUUAAAGUUUCUCAUUAAAGUACAUUUUAUGCCAUUUUGUAGACUUUUUAUGCAAACAAGCAAAAUGUUUGUAAUAUUGUUAUAUAAAUAAAAAAAAAGUAGAACAUUA
Molecule: messenger RNA, 1512 nt
Organism: Dicentrarchus labrax (European seabass)
Lineage: Eukaryota; Metazoa; Chordata; Actinopteri; Moronidae
Gene: prnpa
Product: prion protein a
Exons: 2
Coding region: 294-842 (182 amino acids)
Source: RefSeq, a predicted model, not a curated record